UUUUAUUUACCGAUUUCUCUAUGAAUUCCAACUUUGAAUGCUAUCUUCUGCAAUUAGUGGCAAUGUACUUCAUAUAAUUUCGCAUUCAUUGAAAUAGAUAGACACUGAAAAAAUCAAACACUAGAUUAGGGUUUCUAUACUUGUCGUAAGAGACUAUGAUUAUAAUAUGAUUUGAUUUAAUUCUGUAGUUGUCUAAACAAAAUUUACACUGUUAUUAUUUGCAUAACAGUUAUGAUUAAUUUGUUUAUUUUGCCUCUGUUUAUACUUGAGUUCUGUUUUUCCUAUUAGAGGGACUUAGAAGAGCGACUCCACAAUGGUGUUUUCGGAGGAUGAAAUAUCUAAGCUGUAUAGGAUCCGGAAGACGGUGAUGGAGAUGCUUAGAGAUAGGAAUUACCUCGUAGGAGAUUUUGAGGUUAACAUGUCGAAAGAAGAGUUCAAGGAGAAAUAUGGGGAGCACAUGAAUAGAGAAGACCUUGUCAUCAACAAGGCGAAAAAGGACAAUCCCUCUGACCAGAUUUAUGUCUUCUUCCCGGAGGAUGAGAAGGUUGGCGUCCACACCUUCAGGACUUGCACCAAACGUAUGAACUCCGAGAAUGUCUACAGAGCCAUCAUCGUUUGCCAGACCAGCCUUACUAACAUGGCACUCUCUGAAAUCGACUCCAAAUUUCAUUUGGAAGUUUUUCAGGAGGCUGAAUUGCUGGUUAACGUAAGAUAUCACGAGCUUGUGCCAGAACAUCAGGUGCUGACCGACAAUGAGAAGAAAACCUUACUCGAGAGAUACACCGUUAAAGAAACUCAGCUACCUAGAAUCCAGGUGAGGGAUCCUGUUGCAGGAUAUUAUGGCAUGAAGCGUGGACAAGUUGUUAAGAUAAUCCGGCCAAGUGAGACUGCAGGAAGAUAUGUUACGUACUGAUUUGUUGUAUAAGGAUUUUCUUCCCCACAAAUAUAUACCAGAGUCCAGAAUCAUGGAUAGUGAGUAGUGACAUACAACAUGGCAUGUGUUGUCAGAGAUUUAUAUGGAACUUUGUUUAUCUACUGUAUAGACCACAGGCCUAAGAAUCAUUUUAGUAAGUUGGUAAUUUUUAGGAGAGGAGAUGGAGCACUUUCACAAUUUCUGAGCAUAUUGAUGCUUGAGUAGAGUACAUUCUCAAGUCUAUUGAGACUAAAUUCCUCUGAAGCAAUAUUGAUUAGUUCUAGAUUUCAUGUUAUUAUGAAAAGGUAUUUUGAAAUUUGAGCUAUUACUAUUGAGACUUCAAUUGAUGGGUAGUACUAGUAUAAGAAGUGCAAAUGGAUACUCAUUGUGUAUAUAUUGUAAUCAAAAUCUUGACUGAAUUAGGUUUAUUCUCCUACUUCCCAAGAAUGGCUGCUCAGGGGAUUGGUUUUUCUUAGGGUUUAUACUAUUCAA
Messenger RNA from Medicago truncatula (barrel medic), 1405 nucleotides. RefSeq names its product DNA-directed RNA polymerases II and IV subunit 5A. NCBI's taxonomy places the organism in Eukaryota, Viridiplantae, Streptophyta, Magnoliopsida, Fabales, Fabaceae. Bases 314 to 913 code for a protein of 199 amino acids. Gene Ontology annotation, cellular component: RNA polymerase I complex; RNA polymerase III complex; RNA polymerase II, core complex. Gene Ontology annotation, biological process: transcription elongation by RNA polymerase I; tRNA transcription by RNA polymerase III; transcription by RNA polymerase II. The transcript has 3 exons. Gene Ontology annotation, molecular function: DNA binding. The record is from RefSeq and is a predicted model, not a curated record.